Molecule: messenger RNA, 894 nt
Organism: Hibiscus syriacus
Lineage: Eukaryota; Viridiplantae; Streptophyta; Magnoliopsida; Malvales; Malvaceae
Exons: 3
Coding region: 86-727 (213 amino acids)
Source: RefSeq, a predicted model, not a curated record
UUGUGUUUAAUCUCUCUGUUUUCUCCUCCUGCUUUCUGAUUCUGGGUUUAAUUUCCCCUAAAAAAUAACCAUAAAAAUUGAAUCCAUGUCGAAGAAGAGAAAAUCCGACGCUACCCGGCUGGACGAGAUGGAUCGGAGCAUGUACAACACCUUCUGUAGCGCUGCUAACUCGCUUUCGCAGCUUUAUUCUCAGGCCAUGAACCACCAGCGUGUCUCUUUCCAGGACGGGGAACGUCACGCUCUGGAGAAGCUUUUUCAAUGGAUUUUGAGACAGCAAGAAGAAGGGACAAGGGUGACAACAGCUGAUAUAGUUGCUCAUUUGCAAAAUGAACUUGAAUAUGGAGCAGAAGAGUCUCCAAUGUCCCCCAGGCCAUCAUUUCACCAAAGCCCUCAACCCGCGACGCACAUGAAUGCUUCGAGCGCUUCUCUUUUAUCUACCCCAAUUUCAGCAUCAACGAUUGGACAGGGAGCUCGUUCCGGGGAUUAUCGAGGAAAGAACCUGGAAUUCUCUAACGCAAUCCCGAACCCGGUUCAAGGCAGCCUUCAGCACUACCAGUCAGUCCACCAGGUUGGUUACCAUUCAAAUAAUGUCGUGUCUUCUUCUGCUGAUAGACCUCAAAAUGACGAGAUCAAUUAUAGUCACCAACAGAACGGGGAAGCCGAUUCCUCAAUCUUCAGUGAUUACAUGGACAUGCCUAUGCAUGGUGAUAGUCCAGUCUAUGAAUAACCCUUUCUGAAUUUCCCCCUCCGCGUUUUCGUUCAACCCUGGUUUAGAUUCAUUUGUUGCAAGGUCUAGCAAACUCUAAUUCGCUGCAUAUGUAUUGAAGUUAAAUGUUUAUGUAUCAUUGUAUUUUACAUUUAUUCAAUAUAGAUAUGGCAAUUUGUUUACAUGUA